Musa acuminata AAA Group (dessert banana) is the source of this 2302-nucleotide messenger RNA. Its product is annotated as polyadenylate-binding protein-interacting protein 7. Bases 462 to 2135 code for a protein of 557 amino acids. The transcript has 6 exons. Lineage: Eukaryota; Viridiplantae; Streptophyta; Magnoliopsida; Zingiberales; Musaceae. The record is from RefSeq and is a predicted model, not a curated record.
AACGUACGAAAUGCUUGAUCCAAGGGAGGCGAGCGAGAUCGAGAGGUAGGAAGGAAGGUGAAGACGGGUCACUGUUGGCUUUUCUCUUCCUCUUUUAUUCCAGAUAUGGAGCUCCUCUCUUUGGCGGCGGUUGUAAUCGACGCGGUAUCGACCAGGGCUUGAGAUCGCCAGCGGAACCCGAACUGGAGGCAUCACAGAGGGGAAGAAUCCAGCGAAAUAUUUAGGCCUUGCUUCCAAUCCGAAUCUACGGAAGAAUCGUUGAGGUGCAAUCGAGAGGAGGAAGGAGGAGGAGCUCGUCCGUCGUUACUGCCGCCGUGCUUCUCUUCACUCGAAGUAGUGGUUCCCAGCCAUGUAUCCCCUCAUCGGCCUUAUGAAAGGAGUGGGAUAAUUCUUCAUGGAGCUUGCUUUUUUAUUGAAAUACUAUAUGUAACCCAGAACUAUAUUUUUUCAAUUUUCAAAUUAUGAUGAAUUUAUCCAACAAAGGUCUUGCAGACAGCAAGGUUGCAAAGUUGAGUUCAUUGAACAGGGUCACCACAUUAAAUCCUAGUGCAGCCGAAUUUGUUCCUUCAGCCCUUAAAUAUACCUAUGGAGUCACCAAAAGUGCAGAGUCAACAAAGUUUGAUCUUCCAGGGUCUUCUAGAAAAGCAGUCUUAGACCAAACAGGGUCUAAUACUUCAAAUAAUUCAGAUGAUGAGAUACACCAGUACUGGCGUGACCAGCUUCCUGAUGAUAUCACUCCUGACUUUGAAGUCAUUGGAGAAGAAGAGUUGCAUGAACCUUCUCACCUUACACUUGCAGGUUUCUCAAUUCAUGAUGGUGUUGAACAAUCAAAAUUUUCAGCAUUAGCGACUGGACAGACAUUGAAUAUGCGGCAAGAUCUUUCUUCUCCUACCACUGAUAUUGGAAAUAUGGGAUAUCCUGGAUCUGUUAACUCUAAACAACAAUCAUCAGUUGCUUCCAUGAUUUCAGCUUCUAAUAUGAAGGGAAAAUCAUUCAUUGGUGAACAGCAUGGGAAGGUACUUUAUGAUGGAGAUUUGAAUGCUGAUUUGGUGGGGAAUUUGAUGGGGAAUUUGAUGGGUGAUAAUGUGUUUCUUCAGAACUCAAUCACUGAUCCCAUAGAAUACUUAUCAUCACAAUUUCCUGGUUUUGCCGUUCAGAGCCUUUUAGAUGUUUAUUAUGCAAAUGGAUGUGAUUUGACCUUGACCAUUGAGAUUCUGACUCAGCUUGAGCUUCAAGUUGAUGCCGGCUCUGACCAAAACCUUAGCACAAAUUCCUUGGCUGCUCCAAACUUUAGCCCGAUGGACUUUCCAGCUCUUCCAUUAGCAGACACUCAAAAUCAGUUGUCAAAGUAUACUGGAGAAGAUGUUCAACAUGGUUUUAAUAUGCACAAAUCUUCUUCUGGUACAUCAAGAGGUGAUAUUGAUUUUGCUUCAACUGUUAGAAAAUUAGCAUUGCAGGAUUCUGGUCACUGGAAGUAUGAUAGAAAAGGCUCUGCUGAUACUGGUGUUGGUUCAAGUAGCAAUUCCCAACAGUUGGCUACUUCAUAUAAUGGUCUUAGCAAAAUGGUUUAUGGGGAUAAAUGGCAUGGUUCAGGUCCAGCUCGGUCAUCUCCUGUUUGGCUUGAGACUGGGGAAGCAGUGGCAAAUAUAUAUUCAGAGUCAAGAGAAGAAGCUCGUGACUUUGCACGUCUUCGAAAUGCAUGCUUUGAACAGGCAAGACAAGCAUACCUUAUUGGCAACAAGGCUCUAGCAAAGGAACUGAGUUUGAAGGGUCAGUUGUACAACAUGCAGAUGAAAGCAGCUCAUGAAAAAGCUAAAGAAACAAUUUACCAGAGAAGGAACCCAUCUUCUGAGGUCCUUGGCUGCAGCCGUGGGCAGGAUCAUCUUAUCGAUCUGCAUGGCCUUCAUGUCGGUGAAGCCAUACAUGUUCUACAUCGUGAACUGAGAGCCAUGAGGAACACGGCAAGGGCUGCUGGGCAGCAACUGCACGCCCUGAUAUGCGUCGGGACUGGUCACCACACCAAGGGCUCACGAACACCUGCCAGGCUUCCUGUGGCAAUCGAGCAGUACCUGGUGGAGGAAGGCCUUCGCUUCACCCAGCCUCAGCCUGGUCUCUUCCGUGUUGUGAUAUACUGACACAAAAUGAGAAAAAAAAAAAAGUAUAGAAGAGGGUCGUGAAUUAUAGAAAAUGAAAAAAAAAAGUGUCUAGCAUUGUAACAUUAACAAUGGUGGCUUUCUGGACAAGUUUUGUUAGCCAUUCUGUGGAAUUAUUUGAUUCCAGGGGGAAUUAUUUUUUGUGAGAA